AUGUAUAAUUUAACGUUUGUUUCUUUAGGCUUCAUAGAACCUUAUAGCGAAGCUUUUCUGCACGAUCUCCGAAGACAACGCAUUUUUAGAUGUAGUAAACACCAAAAGGAAGAGGAACGUAAUUUACUAGGCAUGAACCUGAUCGGCAGUUCAAUAGUAAGCUCCUUUCUCAAAGUUCCUAAAAACCUUAUAUUCCGAGAGGGAGACCCCCUUCUAUUAGACUCAAAAGACAUACCGAGUUGCAUACUAGACAAAAUUUACGACGCUAAUGUCGUUGUGAAUCACCUAAUAAAAUUAGCAAAAGGACAUUGGGGACUACUCGAAAGAUAUUACAGCGAUCAGUGGUUACUUUGGAGACUCGAACCUCCUACAGAAGAUUUGCAGCAUGACCAGCCGUUGCUUGACCAUCAUCAGAACAGUCAAUACAAGAUCAAGACGAUCGAUGAGUGGUGUCGUAUUGAUAUACCGGAUUUAAUUGGCUUCUGGAAAGAAGAUCAAUAUACAGGGCAUGAUGCUAAUGAAUACGUGGGGCUAGAUUUUAUCAUCUCACCUCCAGAUAAGAUUCUAUCUUCUAGAGAUACAAGCACCUUGGCAGAAGUUUCACAGGAUCCAAUCCAGUAUUUGAACAAAAAAUAUUAUGAAACUUUAUUUCAACUUGGGGUACCUCUGGCACUAUUUGUAAAGUCUAAGCUUUCGAGAUUAAAGAAUAUCUGUAAAAAUAAGCAAGCAAAUUUAUAUCGAGACGUACUCUCAAUAAUGAUACUGGAUCUUGCGGAGUUCGGCGGGCGUCAUGAUGCAGAGCAUCAAGGUUUGUUAAUAUAUGAACUACCAAGUUAUGCAGCAGAAUUACGGGAAAAAUAUAUUAUAAAUCAAUUCCAUAUACAUAAUCUUCGGGAUAACAAGGGACAGGCAUCAUAUGUUAAAGAUUUGAUAAUGAUUCUUAAAGCUCGGGAACUAAAACUGCAAAUCAUACUUCUGCUUGAGAUAAUAUCUUUAGAAAAAAUGGAUGCAUGCUUUAAAGACUUUGAACUUAAGUAUAGAAGCAAUCUAGAUAAGAGAUCUCUGGAGGUUACUAAAGCCAACCCAAUGUUCCGAAGACGAAGAAAGGAGAACCAACAUAAAGCUACUAAAAAGAAGAAACUUGAUUUAUGCGAACAAUUGGACAUAUUACUUGAUAAACUUACAAUAGCAGAUAUAUUAUUAACUACAGAACCUAGAAUUCAUAUAGAUGAAGAAAAGAAGCAGGAUCAAACUCCACAGGAAAAAAUACUCGAACUAAAACGCAAUAUGUUAAAUAAAGGUAAAGAGGUUUCAUCACUUGGGUUCAUAAGCUAUGUUUUAGUCCCUUAUUGGUCUAAAAGGACUCCAAAUGUAGUUGCAUUUAUCAUAAAGAAAAUUAAAGGUCCUUCUUUGCAAAAGAAUUUACCUUCUUCAACCAGGUCUUCAUCAUUACCAAGUGAAGAGCCUAGUAUUGCAUCGAGACGCAGCUCACUUUCAUCCACAACAAAUUCUUCUUGUCCCUCGUCUCCAAAAACAACACAAUUGAAAAUAGCAUCUGGAUCGUCAGCAGUAAACCUUCUAAAUUCAAGAACCAGUUCCAACUUAGUGGAAUUUUUAGAAUCCGAUAAUUCAUUGGGAAAACGACCUUCAUUGUCUAGGACAAAUUCUGAUUUGUCAUUGAAUAGAUUACAGAAGAGACAGCUGCCCGCUUCAGACUUAGCCUCAAUGAACAUUUUGAGGAAUCAGGUAUCCUUUGAUGGCACUAGUAGUUUUACUUCUGUCUAUGGAAGGUACAAGUCGACUGCUAGAGCAGUAACACAGUCGUUCCGGAGAGUUGGGAAACGAAAAUUACAACCAAUGACAGAGGACAAGCCAGUUGAUGAAACCAGAUAUGAUAUUCAAGUAACAGCAACUCCUAUAAAGGAAGCUAAGUCUAGUAAGCCAGUUGAUAGAUUACAGGUUAUAGAAUCACCAGUUGCAACAAAUACAUCCCCUGCCAAGUCAUUAAUAGAGAUUGCUGCAACUCCGUUGAAGCGGAGGCUCAGUGUGAAACAACGAUUUCAGGAUGAGGCAUCAAACACAGUAACUAGUAGUUCAGCACCUCAUAAAGUAGAGCUUGCACAGAAGCCUGAAUUAAACGCUGAGAUAAGCCCCAUUAUAGCAGCUCGCCCAAAGCACAAAAAAGUACGUAGACGACUCUUUAUACCAUCUUAA
Molecule: messenger RNA, 2214 nt
Organism: Eremothecium cymbalariae DBVPG#7215
Lineage: Eukaryota; Fungi; Ascomycota; Saccharomycetes; Saccharomycetales; Saccharomycetaceae
Gene: SLD3
Product: Sld3p
Exons: 1
Coding region: 1-2214 (737 amino acids)
Biological process (GO): DNA replication initiation
Cellular component (GO): DNA replication preinitiation complex
Source: RefSeq, a predicted model, not a curated record